Molecule: messenger RNA, 441 nt
Organism: Spizellomyces punctatus DAOM BR117
Lineage: Eukaryota; Fungi; Chytridiomycota; Chytridiomycetes; Spizellomycetales; Spizellomycetaceae
Exons: 2
Coding region: 1-441 (146 amino acids)
Source: RefSeq, a predicted model, not a curated record
AUGUAUCCAAAUUGGGAUGAAAGUAUCGAACGUCCCUAUUUUGUCCGAGAAGAUGGGCUGUUCCCUACCCCUGGAAUGGUAGAGCUCGCCUUACCAUAUUUUAAAAAAGGGGACGACUUUGCUGACUAUUUGCACGAACACGAUGACGACGUCUCCAACGCUCUACGAUCAUGGUCAAAGGAUCUCAAGAACGCUGCCGAUAAACUGUGGUGCACUGCUGACAUCUUGGAUGAAGCGAAAAAAAACGGAACAGACGAUAUAUUUUACGCCCAAGCUGGCACCCAUCAUGCUAGUAUUAGCGGCCUCAAAGAGUACUGGAUGGAAACGCUAAGCGACCUUGAAUGUCACGGUCCGGAGGAGAAAAAGAAGUACAUCGAGGCACUGGGGGAGUACUUUAAGGAUAUGCAAUUCUUGCUUGAAGAGCCUGCUAGAGAUAUUUAG